UAUUUAAUUUUAAGUAUUUAAUAAAAAUAUCACUCAAUUAUGUCUUAUAAAUAACACGUUAUUUCAAUGAGUCUCGAUACAUUUUAAAUAAAUGAGUGAAAGCGAUGAACUUCUUUUUAUCUUUUGUCUGUAACCAAGAUUUUCUUUAUAUAUUUUUUUCUUUAGGGAAUAAAAGUCAUGAUGAGUAUUUUUGAUAAAACAUAUCUUUAUGUACAUUUCUUUUUCACUUACCAAUAUGGUUUAGAUAUGUAUUAUUUUGAGGACAUAGAUAUUGAAAUUGUAUACAGAGAUAUUACAAAUACAAUAGAGGUUAGAUCUAACGCAGUAGAGGAAUCAUUAAAAAGAAGGACAAAUGAUGUUAAAUUUGCCGUUGGAAUGAUCGUAACGCAUAUAGACAAAUAUUCUUUUAUUCUUGAUAAUCAUGACGGUGUAAUCAUUGGGUGGCAUCGUGGAUAUGACAUAGAAAUUCAAAACAAAUUUAAGGAGACUAUUAUGUUUCCAUAUCUACAUCAAUGGGAUGAUUUUUGUCACAUUUGCCUACGUCAACAAUUUUCAGCCAGUGGCCAUCAACUGUACUACAUUAUUCUCGCCGAGAAUGAUAUAGUAUGUUAUGUGCAACAAGAUCAACUAUCCAUAUGCCCACCCAAAAGAAUCAAUAACAUAGAAAUUGGAAGAUAUUUCUCCAGCUUCAAAGGCACUUAUUACGUACCAAAUGAAAGCUUAAGAAAACAUUAUCCAGAAGAUACCGCUGCAAUAGCCAAAAUACUUGCCAAACAAUAGUUUUUAUUAUCUUAAAAUGUACAAUUUGUUAUAUAUA
Molecule: messenger RNA, 817 nt
Organism: Formica exsecta
Lineage: Eukaryota; Metazoa; Arthropoda; Insecta; Hymenoptera; Formicidae
Product: F-box only protein 21-like
Exons: 3
Coding region: 178-780 (200 amino acids)
Molecular function (GO): DNA binding
Source: RefSeq, a predicted model, not a curated record